Telopea speciosissima is the source of this 488-nucleotide messenger RNA. RefSeq names its product 60S acidic ribosomal protein P2-1-like. Gene Ontology annotation, biological process: cytoplasmic translational elongation. Gene Ontology annotation, molecular function: structural constituent of ribosome. Gene Ontology annotation, cellular component: ribosome; cytosolic large ribosomal subunit. The record is from RefSeq and is a predicted model, not a curated record. NCBI's taxonomy places the organism in Eukaryota, Viridiplantae, Streptophyta, Magnoliopsida, Proteales, Proteaceae. The transcript is spliced from 3 exons. The coding region runs from base 15 to 365 and encodes 116 amino acids.
UUUUUGGAGCAAAGAUGAAGGUUAUCGCUGCCUACUUGCUCGCUGUUCUGGGCGGAAACACCAGCCCUUCUGCAGAUGAUUUGAAGAACAUUCUUGGAUCAGUUGGGGCUGAUGCUGAAGAUGAUAGAAUUGAGCUGCUGCUCUCUGAAGUUAAGGGUGAAGAUAUUACAGAGUUGAUUGCAUCUGGAAGGGAAAAGUUAGCUUCUGUGCCUUCUGGUGGUGGUGGUGCCAUUGCAGUGGCUGCAAGUACUGGUGGCGGCGGAGGUGGUGGUGCAGCACCUGCUGCAGAUGAGCCAAAGAAAGAAGAGAAGGUGGAAGAGAAAGAGGAGUCAGAUGAUGACAUGGGCUUUAGUCUUUUCGACUAAGGGAUUCUGAUUCUGGUCCUUGAGCACGAAGCCAUUUCUUCCCAUUUUCUAGUGAAGUUUUGGUCAGUGGAGGGUUAAUUUAUGAGAAUUUUGGAGGGUAUUUGUUCUUUUCCUGUUAGGUAG